AUGCACAAAGGCCUGAGCACAGCACUUCAUGACACUUUGACUAUCUACUUAAAGCUACAGCACAAACUACAUUUCAUUCGAUGCCUCCAACUACGGAAUUACAUUCUUAAGCCUACACACAUCGCAAGUGGACCCAACAAUGAACAAAACGUAAUGAAAAUGAAGAGGCAGAAUGAAGGUGCACGUGUGGCAUCAUGUGGAUUGAUGAAGACGUAA
Molecule: messenger RNA, 216 nt
Organism: Clunio marinus
Lineage: Eukaryota; Metazoa; Arthropoda; Insecta; Diptera; Chironomidae
Source: the annotation of a GenBank genome assembly